Molecule: messenger RNA, 3281 nt
Organism: Aspergillus sclerotioniger CBS 115572
Lineage: Eukaryota; Fungi; Ascomycota; Eurotiomycetes; Eurotiales; Aspergillaceae
Exons: 3
Coding region: 366-2999 (877 amino acids)
Molecular function (GO): protein binding
Source: RefSeq, a predicted model, not a curated record
AAUCCUCCACUUCCCAGUCAACUCUCUCCAGCUGGACUCGAAUCUCUACCUACCUACCUAGACUCGUCGCCGUGCUGAGGUGGCAUGCAAACCUGAGUUAUGCAUCCGACCGCCGGUGCGUGAUUGGCGAUUCUUCGUUGCGGUACCAUCUGGUUCGGUCUGGCUGUGUUCCCACUGCGCCCCAUCAUCUCUUCGACUGCUCUUUACCCCGGAUCCGAUCCCGUCAGUUCCGCUACUAGCAUCCUAUCAUCACGACGAUCAGCCCCCGGUCCAGGACCUUGCUCCGAAGCACCCUGAAAUCCAACCGCACCCGGGCAGCUCGAGUGUCGUUCUGUUUGGUGUCUGUCCCGAGCCCCUCAGUCAUCAUGGGCAGUUAUUACGCUAUAUCCUCCGACACCAAUAUGGCCGGUUCCAGCUUGUAUCUCGGAAAUAGAGCCGAUUCCGAUCUGGGUACUCUAUCAGAUGAGGACGAAGAGUUCGUGUCCAGUGCCAGCACGACUUCUCAUGGGUCCGAGGAGCGGCAAGAGAAGCGAUCUGAGGAGACAAUCAAGGCAGAGGAUAUCCCGGCUGCUCCCAAUGGCAUUCUCAAAACUGUGGACUCGAGAAAUCAGGGCGGUCAUUCUGGGAGUGGCAUGAUGCCCCAUGUGACAAAGGCGCCUCUCAAGCUGCUGGAUCUGCCUAUGGAUAUAUUACAAGAGAUCAUUAAAGAGGUAACGCAUACGAAUGACCUGACGUCUCUAGCCCUGACCUGCUCCGCCCUCCAUGCCUUGGCAAUUCCCCAGAUGUAUUCGCGAUUUGAUAUUGUUUGGCCCGAGACUCUAUCGUCCUCGGACCACCCAGCUGGUGUGGACGCUCUCUCCUACGGACUUGCCACGCUGGUUAUGGGGGAAGACAUCUUUCAAGAGCUACCUCCCAGAUGGGCGCACCCGUGUCCUCAUUGCGGUUGCAGGAACCCCGCCCCCCGCGACGAGUCGGAUAAACUGAUGAGAGUACGUCGCGGCAACUACUACGCACAGUAUACUCGCAAGUUCUCGGUCGGGAACGGUCCCCUGGCGUGGGUCCAAGAGUACUCUGUGACGAAAGAGACGGGCAAAAUGCUGGGAACACUGGUUGCUCUGGCGGUAGCUCGGAUGGUGAAUCUGGAGACGUUCGUUUGGGACAUGCCGACAGGGGUCUUAAGAGAUGUGUGGAUUGCACUUUCGUCGCUAGCUAAUCGGCCCGGUCAUGAAUGCCGCCUGGAGCGCGUUUGGGUCCGUUGGCACGACAACUCUGAGAAUACCAUGCGUCCGUUGGCCGGGCCUCCUACCGCAUCUUCCGUGACGCUUCCGGAGACGCAAGCUGCAUUGGCUGGCGCUACCAGUCCCUCACUGUCACAGAGAUAUGGGCAUGUAGAAUACCCCUCUCUGUCGAUACUUCCACCACUCAAGAGCCUGAGUGUUCUUGACAUAGAUGAACCCUCGUAUCUCGAAGAAAUGGCCGUGCUUAUUGAGCGGUCCCGACACCGACUGAAAGAACUUCGUAUUGGGAUUUCUAACAAGGUCUACCAAGCGACCUGGCUGAAGCCAGCUGGCAGCUGGCAGUUUGAGCAGUCUCGAGCCAAUUGGCCUCCAGGAUGGCCUAAAUCCGGUGGCGUACUUGGGGCUGUACUAGGCAGUUCCGAGGAGCUCACGGGCCCCGAACCGGCUCAGGGGGAGGCGUCCUCUAAGCAAGAGCCACCUGGAAGUCAGCCGGAGAUUAGCCAGGGUUUGCAGGCUCAUCCUGGCGCCACUGGCGCCUCUCCGGGGACCUCGCCCCUACCGGCCGACGUCGCUGCCAUUACGGCGGACCUGCAAACGACGCAGAUAUCGAAUCAGCCAGAGGAGCCUCCGUCUGCCGUCGGGGCCAAAACGUCCCGAGUGGUGCCAAACACUUCUACGGAAGUGUCCUUUGCCGUGUCCGGUGCUGACCAUCAGCUGAAGAUUGAGACUCUAGAGCUAGAGCGCGUCAUCCUGUCCAUUCCGGUGGUGUUGCACGCGCUCGACUGGACACGGCUGACCACACUGACGAUCUUCCGUUGCGAUGGCCACGAGAAGCUCUGGCGAGCACUUCGCCGGCAAUUCUCGCCGUCAACAGCUUCACGCUCGAAGCAUGGGAAACGCGACGGAAGCGAUCAGAGUGGCUCUGAGUAUCGGUUGAAGCUCAAGCAUAUCCAUACGGAUGCAGUGUCCCCUUAUCUGUUGCUGUUUAUCAAAGAUACUCUUGCGCCCAACACCUUGGAAACGCUGUUUCUGCAUGAGGCGCCGAUGUACGAUUCAAUUGUACACAUUGACGCGAUCUACAAGAACGCGAUUCGACCCCACCAUUCUAGCCUACAGAAGAUCCUGGUGGACAGCACCCAGCGGGCGCCCGGGGGAAGCGAGAUGCCCAGUGUCCGAUGGUACAAAUGGAUGUUCACACGCCAGAUGAUCACUUUUCUUAGCAGUGGACGCAUGCCCCGGCUGCGGGAGCUUUCAGUGGCUCUCCACUCGAAGGACUGGCACUACUUCCUACAACGGCUUCCGUAUAUGGCUCAGCUCCGCUCGCUCCAUGUGCCACACAUUGCUCGACAAGUGCACCGGGACCCGAAGGAGCUGGCUCUGAUGAUUCUGGAUAUCGUGACCAUCCGCCCGGAGGUAGGCAUUACGUAUGUGGGCGUGCAGAACAAAUGCUAUGAGAUCCUGGAGGCGAAGGACGGGGACGCGGCGGAAAUCUAUGACACGGACGACAAUCAUAGCGAAGGGUUCGUGCCGGGGGGCGAGGAGUGGGCGGGGUCCGACACCAACGAGGACGAGUCCGAGGACGAUGGCGCGGUCAGCGCGAUGGAUUCGCACUCUGAUCUGUCGUCGGACGACCGAGGAUCGUCAGAUGGGGAGGACUCGGACAUGGACUGCCACAAGUCUCGGGUGUCAUUCCGGCUGCGGGAGAUUUUGUUCUACGAUGACAAGAUCGCGAUCUUCAAGGCGCGGCACGGGGUUCUGUAACUUUCGGACGUGGGCGUUUGUGAUAUGUUCGGCAUUCUACGAGAUACCAUGAAGCGAUUUCUGUAAGCGUUGAUAGGCUAGGAUAUGGUAUUGGCUAGAUUGAAUGAAGCGUAGAGUAGCAGUAUAUCUACCAUAGGAGGGAGGAGCGGUCACGUGCCGGGCGGUCAGCCAAGCUCAGCCAAGCUCAGCCUCUGAGCCGCCAUCGCCAAACGACCUCCUCUCGAGAAACUGUCUGAGCCGGCUGUGUCGACUCGCCCACGUAUCUGUCGUUUUCUCUUCGCG